Molecule: messenger RNA, 641 nt
Organism: Bicyclus anynana (squinting bush brown)
Lineage: Eukaryota; Metazoa; Arthropoda; Insecta; Lepidoptera; Nymphalidae
Exons: 4
Coding region: 104-574 (156 amino acids)
Source: RefSeq, a predicted model, not a curated record
UCCUGAGCUUGGUAUUCAAAAAAUUGACAAAUUGCAUAUUGAUGACGUAAUAGUACGUACUCCUAAGUUUUACUUUACAUGGGUCAAUAUAACAGUUACAGGAAUGAAAAAUGCUAUUUUUGACAAAGUCAGCGUGAAUCAGCAACUCAAAUACAUAAGAGUAUUAUUUCACACAACUAUGGUUAUGGAGCUCGAUUAUAAAUGCGAUGGUGUAUUAUUAUCUUUACUUCGUGUUUAUGGCGAUGGAAAAGGAAACAUAACCCUAAAUGAUAUACAAAUGGAGAUCUUGUUCAUGUAUGACAUCGUCAAAGAUGAUAACGGGAAAGACGUAAUGGAUUUACAUACUUACUAUUACGGGGCUAACUCCGUAGGCGGCGUUCGUUAUUACUUCUCUAAUAUAUUCGAUGGAGAUGUUAAAAAGAGUGAAUUGCUUCUUAAUAUAUUGAAUGAAAGUUGGAGAAUCAUCAUGGGUAAUUUUGGUGGUUACUUCAAUAGGAAGAUAACUGACAAAUUGUUUGAAGUACUCAAAAUCUACAUGCGAUCUUGUGCUUUAGAAGAAUUAGCUCUGUAUUGAAAAAAAAUAUAUUUAAUAAACAAUAAACAUAAUAAAUUAAUAUGAAUAACACUCUCGAUGGUUUAAA